AUGGUGAAGAGAAUACUAAGAUAUCUCAGUGGUACAAUAAAUCAUGGACUGCAUUUGAACAAAGCUAACUCCAUGGAAAUCACAGCCUAUAGUGACUCAGAUUGGGCAGGGGACCCUGAUGACAGGAAGUCCACAAGUGGGUACUGUGUAUUCCUUGGUUCAAAUUUAGUCUCUUGGGCCUCAAAGAAGCAAACAGCUGUAGCAAGGUCAAGCACAGAAGUUGAAUAUAGGAGUAUGGCAGACUUGGUAGCUGAACUAAUUUGGGUGAAAAACUUAAUGUCUGAGCUGCAAUUUCCAUCAAAAGAGGCACCCAUGGUCUACUGUGAUAACUUAAGUGCGGUUCUACUUGCUGCCAACCCAAUCUUACACUCAAAAUCUAAACAUUUUGAUAUAGACCUUCACUUUGUCAGGGAUCAUGUAAAUAGCAAAGACAUUAAAGUAAGUCACAUUCCAGGAGCUAUGCAAGUGGCUGAUAUCUUGACAAAGGCUGUGUCCUCUGAGAAUUUUCUUCACUUCAGGAGAAAAUUGAAUAUUAAAAGUCUUGACAGUGCAACGGGAGAGUUGAAGAGCAGAGGCAAUAAUCAGCAGAACCAGCAAAACAAAUGUGUAGAGAUGAUGAUGCAUGAUGAUCAAAAUACAACAACACAAGAAGAAGACCUUGAGAAUUUGAUUCUAAUUGUAAUUCCUUCACAAUCUCAAUUGUCCUCUGAUUUUUACUCAACAACAUGUCCGAAUGUUCUUUCAACCAUUAAAACACAAGUAGACUCUGCUGUCAACAACGAACCUCGCAUGGGAGCAUCCCUCCUUCGUCUCCAUUUCCAUGAUUGCUUUGUUCAAGGGUGUGAUGCAUCAGUGCUAUUAGACGAUACAUCAAAUUUCACAGGAGAAAAGACAGCAGGUCCAAAUGCAAAUUCAAUAAGAGGUUUUGAAGUGAUUGAUACCAUAAAGUCCCAAGUAGAGAGCUUGUGCCCUGGUGUUGUUUCUUGUGCUGAUAUUUUUGCUGUUGCUGCUAGAGACUCUGUUGUUGCUCUUGGGGGGCCCAGUUGGACAGUGCAAUUGGGAAGAAGAGACUCAACGACAGCAAGUUUAAGCUCUGCUAACUCAGAUUUGCCAGGUUUCUCGUUCGAUCUAAGUCAACUUAUUACUGCUUUCUCCAAUAAAGGUUUCACAACCCAAGAAAUGGUUGCUUUAUCAGGAGCUCACACAAUUGGGGAAGCAAGAUGCUUGACCUUCAGGCAAAGAAUCUACAACGAGAGUAACAUAGAUUCCUCGUAUGCAACAUCAUUGCAAGCGAAUUGUCCUAGCGUAGGUGAUGAUAGCAAUUUGUCACCAAUUGACACCACAACUCCAACAACCUUUGACAAUGCUUACUUCAAGAAUUUGCAGAGCCAAAAGGGUCUCUUCCACUCCGAUCAACAACUCUUCAAUGGAGGAUCCACCGACUCUCAAGUUGCCUCUUAUGGCAGCGACGCGCAAACCUUUGCCACUGAUUUUGCUAACGCAAUGCUUAAAAUGGGCAACCUUAGCCCUCUUACCGGCACCACUGGCCAGAUUAGAACCAACUGCGCAAAAAUCAAUUGAUCAAUUAAAUUAAUUAAGGAUACUUUACA
Arachis duranensis is the source of this 1610-nucleotide messenger RNA. RefSeq names its product cationic peroxidase 1-like. Gene Ontology annotation, biological process: hydrogen peroxide catabolic process; response to oxidative stress. The transcript is spliced from 6 exons. The record is from RefSeq and is a predicted model, not a curated record. NCBI's taxonomy places the organism in Eukaryota, Viridiplantae, Streptophyta, Magnoliopsida, Fabales, Fabaceae. The coding region runs from base 1 to 1581 and encodes 526 amino acids. Gene Ontology annotation, molecular function: peroxidase activity; heme binding.